UCAGUGCCUCAUCCGCUUUGAUGCUGCGCCAACAGACGAUCACAACAAUCUCUGGAAUUAAUGAGCAUUCAAGUGAAAUAAUGAUGGACGAGAGCACAGAACUGUCUCUCACUAUCGCUCAAAUAGUACAGCGGCUCAAAGGGACUCAUUUACACUCUCAGUUGGAGAAACAGGCCAAAGAAUGUUUGCACAAUCCGGAGAUUAAACUAGAAUCACUUAAAGACGACGUGCGGAGUUUGUUAAAGGCGUCAGGUUGGGAGAGAAAAUUACAAAAUGCAGUUUACAGGGAAUUGCACAUUCUGCCGCCUCCUGGGCAUCCCAGAGCACCUCCAGAACACACCAAAGAGCCGCUGGCAUAUAUGUGCAAAGCCCAGGCGAGCUGGGAGAAGAGGAUCUUAAAAAGUUUGAACAGUAUGUGUACCGAGUUGGGAAUCCCACUGGCCAGGAAGAGACCGGUCCCAGAGCAGAAAGAGAUGACAAAUAAAUGGAAUGAGAUGGGAACUGAUGAUCCAGACCUAAGCAAAUUCAGACCUGUAUAUGCACCCAAAGACUUCCUUGAGGUGUUGAUUGGUUUAAGGAACCCUAAUAAUGAGCGUAGUGAAGAAGUCACUGUCAGAAGCCAAUGGGGAUUAAUCCAAGUUUCCCUCAAUGUCCGUGACAUUCCUCAAACGAGGGAGACGUAUCCAGAACUGGGUCUAACUUAUGGGCAGCUUGGUAUAGAUGAUCACACACAUGUUCCUCCAGAUUUGUUUGAGAGUGAGCACAUUCACAUUGGAAAAAAAGUGGUGAGCGAGCAGGACAGUGCAGCAGCACAGCAGUACAGUAGACAGGGCUGCCCCACAGGUCUCAGAGCCCAGUUAUGGACUCUCAUCUUGAACUCCACUGACGAUCCUGAGGAAAUAACACAUUACGAACAGCUAAAGGCUAGAGUGAUACACAAUGCCCUGCUGGUGGACAACCUAAUAUAUAAGGAUGUGAAGCUCACGGCCAGUAAUGACGAUUACUACUUCGUAUUUGAGGACUAUUUAUAUCAGGUUUUGCUAUGUUUCUCUCGAGACACUGCAGUCCUGGAGCAUUUCAACUACAACAGUGCUACGCCACCUAAAUCAUGCAUCCAAAGCAAAUCUGGUUCAGAGCAUUUUGCUGUGGUUUACCCCCCAAAUGGUGUCAUCCCAUUCCAUGGCUUCUCAAUGUAUGUGGCCCCUCUGUGUUUUCUAUAUAAUGAGCCGUCUAAGUUGUACAGCGUGUUCAGGGAGAUGUAUAUCCGCCACUUCUUCAGACUGCACUCUAUCUCCUCACAUCCGUCUGGUGUAGUGUCGCUGUGCUUGCAAUUUGAGAGAUUACUGCAGACCCACCUUCCUCAACUUUUCUACCAUCUACGGGAGAUAGGAGCCCAACCAUUACGAAUUGCCUUUAAGUGGAUUGUCCGAGCCUUCUCUGGAUACCUGUCCACCGAUCAGCUCUUGUUGUUGUGGGACCGUAUCCUAGGAUAUGAUUCCUUAGAGAUAGUGGCAGUCCUGGCCGCUGCAGUCUUUGCCUUCCGAGCCGAAAACCUAAUGGAAGUGACAUCAUUGGCAUCAGCAGAGGUUGUUACAUGCAAGCAUGCGUGCGUGUGUGCGUGCGUGUGUGCGUGCGUGUGUGCGUGCGUGUGUGCGUGCGUGUGUGCGUGCGUGUGUGCGUGCGUGUGUGUGUGUGUGUGUGUGUGUGUGUGUACAAAAAUACAGAAAUAGUAUGUUAACUUGCAGCCAAAACUCGUAACCCAGUCCUCCCAAGGCACAUGUUUUAAAAUUGCUGGGAGAGCCACUUUUAAAAGCGGACCAUGUCCCCCACACCCCACCCCUGAAAUGUUUAGACUAUGCAUGAAAUCUGACUGUAGGCACUGUAUGCAUAUGUGUGCACAUGUUAUGUCUUGUGUUACAGUCUAAAACGUAUUACUUAAGCAAAAUCAGCACUAUGCACUUUGUAUAUACCUUCUUCGAUGUUCUAUAGUUUACUUGGCAAAUCGCUUUAAGAUUUGACCAUUUAACAUUUUUACAUUCAUAGGCCCAACUUAUUCAAAGUUUAUUUCCAUACUUUCAACUUUUAUUAAAGCAUCCUAUGCUAAUUAAGAGGGUUGCACUGUUGGAUGCUGUCGCAUGUAACUGCUUAAUUGACAGCUGUAGUAAAAGUGCAUAUGACUUGCUGGCAUUAAUUCUGGCUGUAACCCACAGUGACGCACGAGCCUGGGCCUCAAGGCGCUGUGAAGAUGCUGCUGGACAGUAUCUGCUUGCUUAUGUACCACCUUGCCCCUACUGGAGAAAGUAUCAUAACACAUUGUAUUUUUAGCGGCCUGGCCUGGUCAUGAAACAUUAGAGGAGACAUGCUAACCUGAUAGCAGCCUCUAAAUUUAUUUGCUUCCAAUUCCAUAAGGACAGAAGCUUGAGCGCACUCGAUUCCCUCUGAAGGCCUUCACCCCAAACAGCUCCUGUGAGACGGAUGCACCCUUAGCACCUUCCAAGCUCUUAAGUAGCAUCAGAGCAGGCCAGCAGAUGCCAUUUUGAGAAACAGGAUUGGUGUUCAUGUAUUCUUUUAGUUUGACUUGGUGUACAGGUCUUUCAUUGCCAGAUGAUCUAAAUGGAUGUCUCUCUCGUGAAUAUUUACUAUGACAUGCCCAACACUGCCCUAAAUCAUCUUCCAUCUUAAGAAAGAUCCUUCUGUUUUUAUUUCUUCUCUUCUUGCAGGCUGUUCUUGCUGACCUCUCAACCCUGAAGGUAAUGCCCCUGCUGCAGAUCUUCCUCUUCGCCACAGCUGUCUGAGAAGCCUGACUUUUAUGUUUGUGUGUUGAUGACUGGGUGCCCCAGUCCAAAAGACCCUUUUAAAUAAUAAUAAAAAAAAAGUACUUUUGUACCUUUUUUGCUCAUGUCUAUUAGCUUUGAGGCCAUCUAUAUGCUAGAUUUCUCAUACAAGAUCAACCUUUAGCAUGCACAUUUAAAAAAUACAGUCCUUCUCUUCUCUCUUGUUGCACUUGGGAUCACAUAUAUAUACACUCACCUAAAGGAUUAUUAGGAACACCAUACUAAUACUCUGUUUGACCCCCUUUCGCCUUCAGAACUGCCUUAUUUCUACGUGGCAUUGAUUCAACAAGGUGCUGAAAGCAUUCUUUAGAAAUGUUGGCCCAUAUUGAUAGGAUAGCAUCUUGCAGUUGAUGGAGAUUUGUGGGAUGCACAUCCAGGGCACGAAGCUCCUGUUCCACCACAUCCCAAAGAUGCUCUAUUGGGUUGAGAUCUGGUGACUGUGGGGGCCAUUUUAGUACAGUGAACUCAUUGUCAUGUUCAAGAAACCAAUUUGAAAUGAUUCGAGCUUUGUGACAUGGUGCAUUAUCCUGCUGGAAGUAGCCAUCAGAGGAGGUACAUGGUGGCCAUAAAGGGAUGGACAUGGUCAGAAACAAUGCUCAAGUAGGCCGUGGCAUUUAAACGAUGCCCAAUUGGCACUAAGGGGCCUAAAGUGUGCCAAGAAAACAUCCCCCACACCAUUACACCACCACCACCAGCCUGCACAGUGGUAACAAGGCAUGAUGGAUCCAUGUUCUCAUUCUGUUUACGCCAAAUUCUGACUCUACCAUCUGAAUGUCUCAACAGAAAUCGAGACUCAUCAGAUCAGGCAACAUUUUUCCAGUCUUCAACUGUCCAAUUUUGGUGAGCUCUUGCAAAUUGUAGCCUCUUUUUCCUAUUUGUAGUGGAGAUGAGUGGUACCCGGUGGGGUCUUCUGCUGUUGUAGCUUAUCCGCCUCAAGGUUGUGCGUGUUGUGGCUUCACAAAUGCUUUGCUGCAUACCUCGGUUGUAACGAGUGGUUAUUUCAGGCAAAGUUGCUCUUCUAUCAGCUUGAAUCAGUCGGCCCAUUCUCCUCUGACCUCUAGC
Molecule: messenger RNA, 3896 nt
Organism: Xyrauchen texanus (razorback sucker)
Lineage: Eukaryota; Metazoa; Chordata; Actinopteri; Cypriniformes; Catostomidae
Product: TBC1 domain family member 19-like
Exons: 20
Coding region: 21-1730 (569 amino acids)
Source: RefSeq, a predicted model, not a curated record